Molecule: messenger RNA, 3701 nt
Organism: Pogoniulus pusillus (Red-fronted tinkerbird)
Lineage: Eukaryota; Metazoa; Chordata; Aves; Piciformes; Lybiidae
Product: ice-structuring glycoprotein-like
Exons: 4
Coding region: 1-3621 (1206 amino acids)
Source: RefSeq, a predicted model, not a curated record
AUGGAGUUCACCAUCGCCCUGUGGGUGCAAGUCCUGGCAGGUUCCUCUGUUGCUUCAGAGGUUGCUUGGUCCGUGGAAGUCUGGCAGCCGCCAGCGCUGCGGGUCUGUGGACCUUUGCCUUCAUCUCUGCUGUUCUCCCCAGCAGCUCCAUCCGCCGCGGGCACCGCUGCGGCAGCGCCAGCUCCUCCUCCUGCUGCUCCUUCCCCAUCUCUGGCUCCGGUUCUCCCGCUGGAGCCCCCCGGCCCCGCUGCCCCCCCGGCCCCCAUCUCCCCGCCCGUGGUCCCAGCCGGGGCCAUCCCGGUGUUAUCGGUGCCCCCCCCGCUCCCUGCCCCGGCUCCUCAGCUCCCGGUUACUGCUCUCCCCGCUCCAGCUCCACGGUCCCCGGGGGGAUUUGGAGCCCCAGGGUCUCCAGGGCCAGCCCCCCCUGGCCCAGUGCCAGCUGCUGUGGCUGCUGCUCCUGCUGCCACCACCGUGUGCCCCCCAGCCCCUCCGGCCAGCCCCGGUUCUCCUCCGGCUGCCAGCCCUGGGGCAGCUCCAGCUGCUCCUCUCCCACCUCCUUCCCUGCCCCUUGUGGCCUGUCCCCUGCCAGGGUCUGCCAUGCUCCUGCCUGCUGCUGCUGUGCCCCCCAAGGCUGCAGCUUGCCCCCAGAGCCCUGGCACCCCCCCGCCUCCCGCAGCGGCACCAGUGUCCCCUGGCAGCCCUGUCCCUGCCUCUCCCCUGCUCCCCCUCACCCCUACCCACCGCCCAGCCCUGGCUGGGGCCAUCUCUCCUCCUCUCUUCUUGGCUGCCCCCAUGGCCCUGGCCCCCUUGUCACCCCCUGUCCCUCUGUUGCCAGCUGGGAUGUCUCCUGGCAGUCCUGCUGCUGCCCCACAGGGCACAACCCCUGGGAGUCCAGGCCCUCAGGUGGCAGCAGCCACUGCCCCUGCCCCAUCCUCACCAGGAGCUGCCAUAGGUCCCUCAGGGCCACCGCCAGCUGCAGCUGCCUUGGCCAAAGCAGCUCCUCUGCCUGCUGCCCUCUUGGCCCCUGCCAGCUCCCAGCCUGUCACACCAGCGAUGCCAGCUCCUGCCACCCCUCCUGCAGCCAAAGCAGCUCCUUUGAGCCCUGCUGCUGCUCCCUUGGCCCCUGCCAGCUCCCAGCCUGUCACACCAGUGAUGCCAGCUCCUGCCACCCCUCCUGCAGCCAAAGCAGCUCCUUUGAGCCCUGCUGCUGCUCCCUUGGCCCCUGCCAGCUCCCAGCCUGUCACACCAGCGAUGCCAGCUCCUGCCACCCCUCCUGCAGCUAAAGCAGCUCCUUUGAGCCCUGUUGCUGCCCCCUCUGCUAGCUCCCAGCCUGGCACACCAGCGAUGCCAGCUCCUGCCACCCCUCCUGCAGCCAAAGCAGCUCCUUUGAGCCCUGCUGCUGCUCCCUUGGCCCCUGCCAGCUCCCAGCCUGUCACACCAGCGAUGCCAGCUCCUGCCACCCCUCCUGCAGCCAAAGCAGCUCCUUUGAGCUCUGUUGCUGCCCCCUCUGCUAGCUCCCAGCCUGGCACACCAGCGAUGCCAGCUCCUGCCACCCCUCCUGCAGCCAAAGCAGCUCCCUCGAGCCCUGCUGCUGCCCCCUCUGCCAGCUCCCCACCUGUCAUACCAGCGGUGGCAGCUGCAGCCACCCCUCCUGUGGCCAAAUCAUCUCCCAUGAGCCCAGCCCCUGCCACUCCAGCUCCUGUGGCUCCAUCAGCUCCAGCUGCCCCUCCUGCAGCCAAAUCACCUCCUUUGAGCCCUGUUGCUGCCCCAUCUGCAUCUCCAGCCGCCCCUCCAGUAGCCAAACUGGCUCCCACAAGCCCUGGCACUGCUCCCUUGGCCACUGUCACACCAGUUCCAGCUGCCCCUCCUGCAGCCAGAGCAGCUCCCUCGAGCCCUGGCACUGAUGCCCCCAGCCUCACUGCUGCUCCUUUGGCUGCUGCCACUCCAGCUCCAGCAGCUCCAGCUGCCCCUCCAGCAGCCAAAGCAGCUCCCUCAAGCCCUGUUGCUGCUCCUACAGCUGCACCAGCUCCAGCUGCUCCUCCAGCAGCUGAAGCACCUCCCAAAAGCUCUGUCACUGCUCCCUCCAGCCCUAUUACUGCUCCCUUAGCUGCUGCCACUCCAGCUCCUGCAGCUCCAGCCACUCCUGCAGCCAAAGUAGCUGCCCCAGCUCCAGCUGCCACUCCAGCAGCCAAAGCAGCUGCCCCAGCUCCAGCUGCUGCUCCUGCAGCCAAAGCAGCUGCCCCAGCUCCAGCUGCCCCUCCUGCAGCCAAAGCAGCUGCCCCAGCAGCUGCCCCAGCUCCAGCUGCUCCUCCUGCUGCCAAAGCAGCUGCCCCAGCUCCAGCUGCCCCUCCUGCAGCCAAAGCAGCUGCCCCAGCUCCAGCUGCCCCUCCUGCAGCCAAAGCAGCUGCCCCAGCUCCAGCUGCCCCUCCUGCAGCCAAAGCAGCUGCCCCAGCUCCAGCCGCCCCUCCUGCAGCCAAAGCAGCUGCCCCAGCUCCAGCUGCUCCUCCUGCAGCCAAAGCAGCUGCCCCAGCUCCAGCUGCCCCUCCUGCAGCCAAAGCAGCUGCCCCAGCUCCAGCUGCUCCUCCUGCAGCCAAAGCAGCUGCCCCAGCUCCAGCUGCUCCUCCUGCAGCCAAAGCAGCUGCCCCAGCUCCAGCUGCUCCUCCUGCAGCCAAAGCAGCUGCCCCAGCUCCAGCCACCCCUCCUGCAGCUAAAGCAGCUGCCCCAGCUCCAGCUGCUGCUCCUGCAGCUAAAGGGGCUUCCAAGAGCCCUGUCACUACCACUCCAGCUGCUGCAGCUCCCCCAGCUCCAGCCACCCCUCCUGCAGCCAAAGCACCCCCCAAAAGCUCUGUCACUGCCCCCUCCAACCCUGUUGCUGCUCCCUCAGCUGCUGCCCCCCCAGCUCCUGCAGCUGCCCCAGCUGCUGCUGCCCCUCCUGCAGCCAAAAAGCCCCCAAAGAGCAGCCGAGUGCCUCCCUCUGCAGCAUCCCCUCCUGUGGCUAAAACACCUCCCAAGGGCCCUGCUGCAGCCACACCAGCUCCAGCAGCCCCUGCCCUGGCUGCUGGGACCCCAGGGGUUCCUGGUGCCCCCCCAAAGCCAUCAGGUGAUGGUGCCACCACCCCUGCUCCCCCGAAACCAGGGUCUGGUGCUCCUGGUGCUGCCCUGGCAGUUAACCGCCCACCGCCAGCUUCUUCACCCAGCGCUGCCCCUGCCAAGAAGCAGACCCCCCCAAGUAAGGUUGCCAAGCUGGCCCCUCGGCCCCCCCCCUCCAAACCCCCUUCGAAGGCCCCAGCCCCCAGCAGCCUUGACGACGACGACGACCUGCCGCCUCUGCUGCCCCCUGAGCUGCCACCCAGCGAGCCCCUGGCACAGCCCAUCCUGGUGGACAUCUCUGCCCGAGCGGCCGCAGUGCCCACCGAGGCCUCGGCUCCUCUGGCUAAGCCUGCCCUGAAGAACGAGAAGGGUACUUGGCACCUUGGUUUGCCGUGUGCAUGGCGUGUCAUUGGCUGCCACUGGAUACUAACCAUAGACGGAGCCCUUGGCAUGUCAGGCUGUGGCAGUGCCACAGCAGAGCCCGGCCUGAGCCAUGCCCGAGCCAGCCGGACCUGCCCGCGCAGCUGGUGAGCUGGGGGGACAGAGAGGGCAGGCGCCGGGCAGCUGGGGCUGGGCACGGUGCAGGCCAGCGGGUGGGUGGCACUAACGCC